CUAAAACCCCAAAAGCAGAUAGAUAAAUAAAACUCGAAAUUGCUUCUUCUUCCCAAAACACUCCACAAACGAGAGAAUCUACAGUUUCAAGCAAUGCCAAAACCCUAAUUCUUUCAGAAAUGGACCUUACUAUCCAUUACAGACAAAACCCAAUUUCAGUUUCUUCAAAAUUCUCAUACCACCAAUCAAAUCUAUCUCUAUUUCUCAAUCCACAAAAAAGAACAACCAAAAUCCCCCAUAAAAGACUCAUCUUUCGAGCUUCUUCUUCUUCUUCAUCAUCUACUGGGGAUUCUGAAAAUGAGUCUAAUAAUUUGUCUUGGUCUAGAAUUUCUCGCUCAAUUCGUCGUGGGUCUGAACGAUUCCUCUCAAGUGUUGGUAAAUCAGUGAAAAAAGAAACUGGGUUUGAUUUCAAUGAAGCUAAUAACAAAGUGGUUUUAUUUGUUAGUGAUGUGAAGAACAAUGGUGGAGUUGCAUUUCAUCGUUUUAAGUUUGAAUUGGUACCUUGGUUUGUUGAUUGGAACAAGCUUGAACAGUGGAAGGAAGUCAAAAAUUGGGAACCAAAGAGAAUUGGGGCAUUGGUGUUGUAUGUUUGUGUUGUGAUCAUUUCAUUUCAAAGGGUUUAUAUGGCUUUUAAAGCUCCUCGGAUAGCUGAAAGCAAGCAGGAGUUGACUGAGGCUUAUAUGGAGGCAGUGAUCCCUGAGCCAUCUCCAACUAAUAUCAAGAGGUAUAAGCAAGGGAUAUGGAGGAAGACAAUGCCAAAGGGUCUUAGAAUGAAGAAGUUCAUUGAAGGACCUGAUGGGACACUUAUUCAUGAUAACUCUUAUGUUGGCGAAGAUGCAUGGGAUGAAGAGGCAGAAGCUCCUGAGAGUGAUGUGAAUCAAAUUAUUCACAACAAUACAAGGUUAACCCCGCAAGAAAAGAAGAAAUUAAAGAAGGAAUUAGGCAUUUCAGGGGUAGUUCAGGGGAGUAAGGGAACGUGGCGAGAAAGGUUUCGUACGUGGAAUGAAAUUAUCCAAAGGGAGAAGUUGGCUGAGCAAAUUGAGUCUCAAAAGUCUAAAUAUGUGGUUGAUUUUGACGUGAAAGAAGUUGAAAAGAGUCUUCGUAAGGAUGUGGCGGAGAAGGUAUCAGAAGCCCAAGGCACUAGGGCAUUAUGGAUUGCAAAGAGAUGGUGGCGCUAUCGGCCCAAACUUCCGUAUACUUACUUUCUUCAUAAACUUGAUUGUUCAGAGGUUGCUGCCGUUGUCUUUACUGAAGAUCUUAAGAAGUUAUAUGUGACAAUGAAAGAAGGUUUCCCUCUUGAGUAUGUUGUUGAUAUUCCCCUUGACCCAUAUCUGUUUGAGUUUAUCUCGAAUUCUGGGGUUGAAGUAGAUCUUCUUCAGAAGAGGCAAAUUGAUUACUUGUUUCGGAUUGUGGUUGCAUUGGUUCCUGGACUACUGAUCUUGUACUUCAUAAGGGAGUCUACAAUGCUUCUACACAUUACAUCAAAACGUUUCCUAUACAAGAAGCUUAACCAACUUAAUGAUAUGGUUUAUGCUGAUAAUUUUAUCAUGCCUGUGGGAGAAGCCGGUGAUUCAAACUCUAUGUAUAAAGAAGUAGUGUUAGGAGGUGAUGUGUGGGAUCUUCUGGACGAGUUAAUGAUUUAUAUGCAAAACCCCAUGCAGUACUAUGAGAAAGGAGUCCAGUUUGUCAGGGGCGUUCUUUUAUCUGGGCCGCCUGGAACAGGCAAAACACUUUUCGCACGAACGCUUGCGAAGGAAAGUGGUAUGCCUUUUGUUUUUGCCUCUGGUGCGGAGUUCACUGACAGUGAAAAGAGUGGUGCGGCGAGGAUAAAUGAACUUUUUUCUAUUGCCAGGAGAAACGCCCCCUCGUUUGUGUUUGUGGAUGAGAUAGAUGCUAUAGCUGGAAGGCAUGCAAGGCAGGAUCCACGAAGAAGGGCCACAUUUGAAGCCCUGAUUGCACAACUUGACGGCGAGAAAGAGAAAACUGGUGUUGAUCGGUUUUCAUUGAGGCAAGCUGUUAUAUUCAUAUGUGCAACAAAUAGACCUGAUGAGUUGGACCUAGAAUUCGUCCGACCUGGGCGUAUUGAUCGACGUUUGUAUGUCGGUUUACCUGAUGCAAAGCAGCGAAUACAAAUAUUUGGGGUGCACAGUGCAGGAAAGCAGCUUGCGGAAGAUGUGAACUUUCAAGAGCUCGUUUUCCGGACUGUAGGUUAUUCUGGGGCAGAUAUUCGAAAUCUUGUGAAUGAAGCGGGUAUAAUGUCUGUGAGGAAAGGACACUCGAAGAUCUUCCAAAAAGACAUCAUUGAUGUUCUAGAUAAGCAGUUGCUUGAGGGUAUGGGUGUAUUGCUUACAGAGGAAGAGCAACAGAAAUGUGAAGAGAAUAUAUCACUUGAAAAGAAGAAAUUGUUGGCUGUACAUGAGGCAGGACACAUAUUAUUAGCCCACUUGUUCCCUCGAUUUGAUUGGCAUGCAUUUUCACAGCUGCUGCCUGGUGGCAUUGAGACUGCAGUAUCGGUGUUUUAUCCUAGAGAAGAUAUGAUUGACCAAGGGUAUACAACGUUCGGGUACAUGCAAAUGCAAAUGGUUGUUGCCCAUGGCGGUCGUUGUGCUGAACGUCUUGUAUUUGGCGAUGACAUAACUGAUGGAGGAACGGAUGACCUCGAAAAAAUAACAAAAAUUGCCAGAGAAAUGGUAAUUAGCCCCAGAAACACAAAAUUGGGACUCACCAAGCUGAUAAAAAGAAUUGGCUUGACGGAUCGACCCGAUAAUCCCGACGGAGAGUUAAUUACAUACAAGUGGGACGAUCCUCGGGUGAUGCCUGCGGAUAUGACAGUUGAGGUGUCUGAGUUAUUCAGUCGAGAAUUGACAAGGUAUAUUGAUGAGACAGAAGCAGAUGCAAUGAAAGGUUUGGAACAGAACAGGCAUAUCUUGGAUAUGAUUGCAAAGGAACUGUUGGAAAAAUCGAGGAUAACUGGACUGGAGGUAGAGGAGAAAAUGAAGGGACUGUCUCCAGUGAUGUGUGAAGAUUUUGUAAAACCAUACCAGAUUAAUUUGGAUGAGGAGGGACCAUUGCCUCGUAACGAUAAAGUGCGUUAUCAAGCACCAGUUGUAUACCAAGCACCACUUCACCGAUGUUAAAAGACUUGUAUGCUGAUUCUUAAACUCAAGCACAGUAACUAUCGAGGAUUAUUGUUCAGGUACUUGAACAAAGAAAAAGCAACCUACUGAACAGCUUAUGCAGCACGAAAUUGCUGAUGCUGCUCAAGCUCAACUGCAGAGGCUUCUAUGACUAAUGCAGCAUCCUCGAAUACUACAGACUAGUGAUUUUUCAUGUCAGCAAUGUCUGUUUUGUAUGUCAAGUUGUACCUUAGUCUUUUUAUUCUUUACUAAUCACAUCGAGUGUGUUAAUGCUUCCCCCAUUUUGAUAAGUUCAAGGGGGAAGAUCCUUAUCAUGUAAAUCUGUCAGCUGAUAUAUAGAUUUCAUGUAUUAACCUUCUUCUUAAGGACCGGUGAUAGGUUAUACACACGUGGUGCACUUGAUCAUGAUUUGCCGUGGCGGCCACCAAUAUAUCUACGAGCUAUGCUGUUUGUUUGUUGUUUGGAGGUCUAUCCAUAAACUGAAAUUGUGAGCCAUUCAGGA
This is a messenger RNA of Papaver somniferum (opium poppy), 3639 nucleotides long. RefSeq names its product ATP-dependent zinc metalloprotease FTSH 12, chloroplastic-like. Gene Ontology annotation, cellular component: m-AAA complex; chloroplast thylakoid membrane. The transcript has 19 exons. The record is from RefSeq and is a predicted model, not a curated record. The coding region runs from base 120 to 3137 and encodes 1005 amino acids. Gene Ontology annotation, biological process: embryo development ending in seed dormancy; protein-containing complex assembly; mitochondrial protein processing. Gene Ontology annotation, molecular function: metalloendopeptidase activity; ATP binding; ATP-dependent peptidase activity. Lineage: Eukaryota; Viridiplantae; Streptophyta; Magnoliopsida; Ranunculales; Papaveraceae.